Molecule: messenger RNA, 2428 nt
Organism: Synchiropus splendidus (mandarinfish)
Lineage: Eukaryota; Metazoa; Chordata; Actinopteri; Syngnathiformes; Callionymidae
Product: calcium-binding protein 2-like
Exons: 7
Coding region: 1260-1967 (235 amino acids)
Molecular function (GO): calcium ion binding
Source: RefSeq, a predicted model, not a curated record
UUUUAGGAAAUAAUAUAUAUUUCACUCAUUACAUAUAUGGCAAACAGAUCACACAUGCAUACACACAGUUGCAUAUUACUGCUCACUUUUCACUCUCAGAAAUGUUGACUACACUAAAUGUCAGUAUCAUUAAUAUUAAAUAAUGUAAGAAAGUAUACAAAUUUCAAACGUUAUUACAGUGUAAUACCCCUCAUUAAAAAUAAUCAUUUAAAUAAAUUACACAUCUACUAUGAAACUGAAUUUGUUGACUUAGUUGUAUGGUCUUAAAUUUUGGUCAGUACUCGUCAUAAGAUUUUUGGGUUAGGGUUUAGCUUCUGGGGAUUCCAACAAUCAGUUUUCACAGAGACUCCCUAAUGCAUGCUGUUUUGAAUUGCUCAGCCUGAGAAUCCCCAUGACCUGCUGAAUGGCUCCCUGAAAAAGCCAACAGCAGGCAACUCUUGAGAGAAGCGCCAGGUUUGCCAUCAUGGAUUACAAUGUGUGUCGGGACAGUGGCGAUGGAAAUAUUAGUCAGUGUUGGAUGAAGCUUGAUAAAAUCCUUUUACGGUGGCGUCGUGUUAUUCUCUUUGUGGAAACGCGUCCAUUCGCAACAAAGCUAGCUGUUUAUAGUACACAUUGACUUCCGAAAUGAAACAUGCAUUGGGAAUCCAUUUCCCUGAUUUUGCCCUGACUCCAAAAUACACAAAACCUCUAAUCUGAAAUGCCAGGGAUUAACCAUCGCGCAAACUCUCUAUAAUUCUUCUUAUCCCCUCCCCCUUCACAUCCCUCUCUCUCUCUCUAUCUCUCACUCCCCUCCUUCUGCCGGGCUUGUCCCAUUUAGGCCAAAAAGCACCGUGAUUGAGAGGCCGAAGCAGGGAAGGUGGGUGGGGUGGAUUAGAUUAAGUUGGUACAAAUUCAAGAGAUCACUUGUGGUGAGAGGGGUGGCGGCUAAAGAGGCAGAAAAAAAAUGUGGUGAGUGAGGGAGAGGUUGAAAAUGGUUGAGUCAUGCAAUCAGAGCCCACUUGGCAGCAGGUUGCCUCUGACAUGACCACGCUCAUCAGCCACACCCCGUCACUCACCCUCCUGGAACUUUGAUUUUAGGAUUCAAUGCAACUUCACACGCUUUGAAUUGAUGACAGAGGUUCAGUUCCGUCCUGCCAGAUGUGGUGAAAAUAGAAGUGGUGGAAGAUGGACUGCAAAUGAGGUGGAAGGCUUUCGAUCUCUGGACUUUAAUGUGACUUCUGAACAGGACAUUUUUACCAGAAAGGGGGUGUGAGAGGGUGAUGGGAAAUGUCAACAAGGCGUCUAAAAAGAGGAGUAAAAAGAUGAAGGGGGCGACCCCAGCAGACCGGAGCGUCAGCAGCCCGUUGGAAGCGGCCAUGUUAGCUCACCUGGGAGACGGAGGUGAGGUGGAAGCGGAAGAAGAGAAGGGCGAGUUCAUUGAUCCGGUGUGCGCUCUGGUUAAGAACUGCAACAUGCUGCACAACAUAGUGGGACCGGCGUGCAUCUUCCUCAGGCAGAGCUUUGCACAGAGCCAACUUGACAGAGAUCUGCGACCAGAAGAGAUGGAAGAGCUUCGUGAGGCGUUCCGGGAGUUUGACAAAGACAAAGACGGCUUCAUCAGCUACAAGGACCUGGGCGAGUGCAUGCGGACGAUGGGAUACAUGCCCACAGAGAUGGAACUCAUCGAGCUCAGCCAACAGAUCUGUGGCGGAAGAGUUGACUUUGAGGACUUCGUGGAGCUGAUGGGACCGAAGAUGCUCGCUGAGACUGCAGACAUGAUCGGAGUCAAGGAGUUGAGGGACGCUUUUAAAGAGUUUGACUCCAAUGGAGACGGUCAGAUAAGCCUGGCGGAGCUGAGGGAGGCCAUGAAGAAGCUGAUGGGAGAGCAGCUCAACCACAGAGAGAUUGAUGAAAUCCUGCGUGACGUCGACCUCAACGGUGACGGUCAGGUGGACUUUGAGGAGUUUGUGCGGAUGAUGUCUCGCUGACUUCACUGAUGCAGACCGAACUUCUUGCUGCUCUUUACUGGAAUUUUUCUUCAUGUACAAAGACUUGUUCCUGUCUCCCCUGUGUCUGUGUUUGAGUGACUUCACUAUUUCCAGGGACAAAAAAACCCUCUUCUUACUGUUGUACGAAUGUAUAAUGACAUUUAUUCAGAGAUUAUGACCAGUGGCGGUUGAUGAAAAACCCGACUGUUGCACUAAUGAAUGCUACCUCUCCACAAACAUCUGGUCAUAAUCAUAAUUAAUCUCUUAACCCAAUUAUAGCACCCCCAUCUCAACUGCUAUGCUACAGUGAAACAUGUUAUAUUGAAUGGAAUGCACCAUGGAGUCAGCAACACAAACUUUCAACAUGGAUACUGAUAUAUUAUUGUAAUUAUAUAUUUACUCAAACCAAUCGGUGAAAGCUUAGGGUGAAGACGACCUCAAUGUAUACUAUAUAUAUAUAU